AUGUAUGACGAAGUUUGUGGAGAAAGUGGAAGUCAAGAAGUCUGCGAAGAAUGGAAGGGAUCACUGUCUUCAAUUCUAAAAGAGUAUGACGACAAAGAUGUAUUCAAUGCCGAUGAAACAGCAUCUGCUGAGGAAAUCCACCUAGAAGAGGAAGAAAAAGAAAAGGAAAUCGAGGAAGUAGUUGAUGAGGAAUGGAGUUUAGUGUCAAAAGCUCUGCAGCUAGAUCUUGUAACAACAUUUCGAGGCUUUGUCAACAUAGAUGAUGAUGUUCAAGUGUGUGGAAAUUUAUCGGACAAAGACAUAGUUGACGAAUUUCGACCACUCUCAGAAGAGGAAGAUGAUGAGAGUGAAGAACUUAUCCAUCCGAAACAGAACAAGUUUUCGGUCUUCAAAGGGUUACUAUUGGCACUAUUAUCUGGAGUAUUUUAUUCUUCAGCAGCAGUUCUUGUUAAACAGAUGAAAAACCUUCACCCAGGACAACUAGCAGUUUAUCGCUUUAUAGCAAUUUUUGCUUUUUCUCUUCCAGAGUCAAUACAUUGCCAAGAAAACCUGUUGGGGCCAAAGAACUUGCGUUUUCUUUUGAUACUGAGAGGAAUAUUUGGAGCAACAAAUUUAUUCCUGAAUUUUCUUGCUUUCCGUUACCUCCCCCUCGGUGAAGCUGCCGUGAUUAUUUUCAGCGUCCCUGUUUUCGUGACUGUAGCAGCCAGAAUAUUUCUUAAGGAGCCAUGUGGCAUCUUCCAAACAAUUACAGUCGUUCUGACAGUGAUAGGAAUCAUUUUCACCACUAAAAUUCCUCUAAAACUGUCUGGGACAACCAUUAUAUACACCAACGAACUAAUUUAUGGUCUUUUAGCGGCAGUAGGGUCUCUACUUUUUAGUACUUGUAGAUUCAUCGUCAUCAGAAAAGUGAGAAGUGUUCACCAUGCGAUUAUAAUGUUCAACUUCGGUUGGGUUGCCAUCUUGGAAACAAUUAUCCUCACAGUUUUAAUUGGCGACUUCAGAUGGCAUAAAUGUGGUCUUCAAAGCUUUUACAUCAUUCUACUAGGAAUUUUCAGUUACGCUGGACAAACACUGCUUACUAUAGCUCUUCAAUGUGAAAUGGCAGGACCUGUUUCCACGAUGAGGGCUGCGGCUGACAUUGUAUUGGCUUUCGUGUGGCAAACAUUUCUGUUUCAUGACGUUCCAGACACUUACAGCAUAGCAGGAGCUGCAUUAGUGUCAAUUUCUGUGAUAUUUGUAGGAGUUAAGAAGUGGGUGUCUUCUUUAUCUCUUGAUUCAGCAAGUUUUAAGUAUCUUGAAUGGAUAAGGAAAUAAUUGCUCGUGUUUCGUAAAAAAUAUGCUUAAAUAUCAAGCUGAAUUGCAGUUUGAGUUAUAAGGUACAUAUUUUAAUGCGCGGUGGUGAUAAACGAUAUCAUCAAUAGUAGUAUAUUGUACAAAUUCAACUAUAUACUAUAAAUUUAAAAUAAAAAAGAUAACCAUACAU
This is a messenger RNA of Uloborus diversus, 1483 nucleotides long. Its product is annotated as solute carrier family 35 member G1-like. NCBI's taxonomy places the organism in Eukaryota, Metazoa, Arthropoda, Arachnida, Araneae, Uloboridae. The record is from RefSeq and is a predicted model, not a curated record. The transcript is spliced from 4 exons. Gene Ontology annotation, cellular component: membrane. Bases 1 to 1314 code for a protein of 437 amino acids.